This is a messenger RNA of Seminavis robusta, 2169 nucleotides long. The record is from the annotation of a GenBank genome assembly. Lineage: Eukaryota; Bacillariophyta; Bacillariophyceae; Naviculales; Naviculaceae.
AUGCUGAAUGCUCAUCGUCCACCCAGCAAUGUCUCUCGCCCCAGCCAGCGCACGCCCUUCUCAAGCGUCGACAGCAAUGCUGUUGACGAGGACGCAUUGUCCAAGUUGAUGAUGUCGAAGGCCGUCAUUUCGGCCCAGCCAAAGGACGACAACGGGACGGCUCGUAUUGACAAUGCUUCCGACGCCGUUUACGAAGACCCCAAUGUCGACCCAACGGUCGAGAAUGCGGUCGUUGACUGGUCCGAGGAAAGGAAAGGGUUAGACAAUCUUUUCCUCGAACAAGCGAAGGCCAAGCUGAAUCUCGAGAGCUUGCCUGAUUUCGAAAGGCCCAUUGGAUUCAAGCCUUCCGUCGAAUUUUUUGACCAUCAAAAAGAUGGUAUUCGUUGGCUGGUGGAAACCGAACGAAAUCCCUCACCAAAUCCAUUCAUGUUCAGCAAGAAUUUUUUCAAGACGGGAAAAAGCAUUAUAUGUGAUGCAAUCACGUUGAAGAAGCUGGAGACUCCCCACCCACCAGUGAAAGGUUCCAUUCUAGCCGACGAAAUGGGGCUUGGAAAGACCCUCCAAUCGCUUGGGCUGAUUUUGUCUAAUCCCCCGAAGGGCCACGUUUACGGCAAUGUUGGCGGCUCCGAGGCAACUGGUGAUAUCUGCACUUUGAUUUUGUGCCCAAAAGGCGUGAUCUCUGCAUGGACUCAAGAGAUAAAGAAGUGCGUGGUUCCAGGAACCCUCCGUGUCGAGACGUAUGACGGAAGCCGAACUCGUAAAGCCAGAUCGAAAACAAUUGAAAAAGUCCAACGAAAGGAAGUGGACAUUUUGCUUUGCUCGUACGACACAGCCGGCUCUGCAUUCGAAAAUCCCAACACCGACAACAAAGGCAAUUGGCUGUUGGAUAUACAUUCGAAGGGGUUCCACCGCGUCAUUUUCGAUGAAGCCCACGAGGUCCGAAACCGCGCCUCGAAGAAAUUCAAGGCCGCAGCAGCCAUUGCGAAGGCAUCCGAGUUCAGGCUAGUUUUAACCGGUACACCCCUGGUCAACAAACCAGAUGACGUCCAGCCGUUCCUUGACCUGGUUGACUUAAAGCCAUUGAAUAACCCCAGCAUAUUCAAAAAGGAAAUCACUGACCGAAUUAAACACCGGCAGAUGCGGGGAAUGACCAAGCUGCGCCGGGCCCUCGGCUUUGUUACUCUCAGAAGGACCAAAGAUGGUUUGGAUCUCGGAAACAUUGUUCCGAAGACUGUGCAUAUUAGCAGAGUAGAAUUCGUCCAGGGGGAACACAAGGAUGUCCAUGACACUCUUUAUCGAGUGACAAAAAGCCUCUAUGAAGCCUUGGUGAAAGGAAAGAGGGCCGGGACAACAUCGACGCGUACAGCUUGGGGGCGUGUCUUCGAAAUGGCCUUGAGAGUCCGUCAGAGCUGCAACGCCUUGGUGCCUUCAGAGGAAUACCAAGAAUCUUGUGAAUUGUUGGCCAAGAUCACUGCUGAUGACGGGAGUUUACUCGAGAUCACGGCAGAGGAGGCGACUGCUUUGCUGGAUCAUUCAGAUGAAUCCAAUGGCAAUGAUUCAGAUGGCAGCGUCCAAGGGAACCCCGCAUCGUUUCCCGAUUCACCCAAGAUAAUUGCCUUAUUGAAGUCCAUCAAAUCGAUGCAACCGGAUGAAAAGGCAGUGAUUUUUUCCCAGUGGACAGGUCACUUGGACCUUAUCGAAAGUGCCCUCAAGAGAGAAGGACACAAAGUGGCAAGAAUCGACGGAAACAAGUCCUUGGAAGAACGGGAAGCUGCCAUUGAGACAUUGUCGACUGACAAGACCGUCCGGUUCAUGGUGUGUUCUAUCAAGGCCGCCGGAGUUGGCAUUACCCUGAAUGCUGCCAAUGUAGUUUUCAUCAUGGAUCCAUGGUGGAAUGAAGCACAGGAAAACCAGGCAAUUGAUCGAUGCCACAGGUUUGGGCAGACAAAACCUGUUCGUGUCUUUCGGUUUGUCAUGAAAGGGACCAUUGAAGAAAAGCUCGUGGAGACUUUUCAGCAGAAGAAAGCGACCCUCGCAAAGGGAGCUUUGACACGCCUCAGUAAAGCGGAAGCAAAACGCGCCGAGAUGGCGACAAUGAUGGAUCUCUUUGACAUUGAUGCGGAGGAUUCUGAGAUGGAGUGGAUUGUUGACGAUGAUGAGUACUUCUGA